GCGAUGAUAAAAGUCCCAUUCCGAUACCAUUAUCUCUGUCUAGUUUGUUUCUUCCAUGAGAUGGCAGGAGUUUGAUUCCACCUUUUUGAUUCGUUGAAAUAUGAUGCUUCCGGCAGUCUGUACAUCACAUGUGGAGGCAGCUCUAGAGAAAAACGAGGGUGCAUAGGUUAAAGGGGGGGGAAGAAUCUCUUCGACGAGUCCAUUGAUACUUUAUGCCAAUUGGAUGGUUACUAACACGGAUUGUUUAGUAGUCUAAUCACGACGAGGACACUCUGAGAGUGGAGCUCUGCAAGAGUUGUUAUUUAUCUCUACCAGUGAAGAAGGUAACAGUGCGCUCUCCCUCCCCCCAAUCACCGCAUUCUUGGCUAUUCUCAGGAUCCGGCAAAUGGCAUCGGGAAUUUCGGAGCUACCUUUUGCCUUCGGCUUUGGCCGUGUUUGCGCCGGACGCUAUGUAUCACGGCCACUACGAGUACGGGCAACAGUACGGGCAGCAGCCGUAUCAGUACGCGUACCCGCCGCCACCACCGCCGCCUCAGUACUGGAGCAAUGACUCCUACCAAUCUUCUCACCACAAUCAGCGCCAGCCUUCGCCACAUCCAACCCAACCUUCCCCGCACCAGCAGCCGUCGCCAUUAUCUCAGCCGUCACCGCAUGCAGCGCCGCGAUGGAUAGAGGAACCCGCUCCUGCGCCUCCACCUGGUCCUGAUUUUCUCAAGCUUGUGGAUUCGUAUCGUGUGAUUUUGGACGCGUUUGCACCGCAGGCUCCUCAACCGCAGAUGGAUAGGCUCUGCGAUGCUGCUUCCUCUGCUGCCGCGAUCCUGGGAGGUCCUGACGAAGAAGCACGGGAAAGAGAGCGCGAACGAGAGCGCGAACGUGAAGAGAGACGGUUGGAAGAAGAGCGAGAGCGAGAAAGGGAGCGCGAGCGCGAACGUGAGAGGGAACGGGAGCGGGAGCGAGAAAGAGAACAGGAGAGAGAACGAGAACGCGCAGAGCAGGAACGACUGCGUGCUGAGAAGGAACGCGAGGAACAGGAAAAGGCGAAGGUGAAAGAGGGUGUCGAUAAGAAGGAGGAUUCUGCGUCGACAGGUCAAGUUUGUCUCGGCUGUAAUGCUACGUCUACGCCUGAAUGGCGGCGAGGUCCCUUGGGGCCACGGACGCUCUGCAAUGCCUGUGGGUUGGUCUAUGCAAAGAUGAUCAAGAAACGUCUCAAGGCUAAUUCUGGUACCGCGGAUGCAUCCAGUGGUGACAGCAGCGGCGAGGGUGAAGAAGAAGAUGAGUUGGCGUAGGUCGAGUCUUGGGGUCUCCAGUGUUAUCUGCAUGUUUGUUUUCAAUGUCUGCGUUCCUUGCUUUCGAUUAUGCUUGUUGAACUUUGGACAGCUUGAAUCUAUCAUUCCUCAGGAACUUGCAUGCACUUAUUUGAUGGAAAUGACGUUAGGUAUCUCUUUCAUUGGGCGUGGUGUUAUGGAUCGCAUGUAUGAUAACACUGACGCCUUAUGUUGGCAAGUGCGUCUUUUCAGGCUUGACUCAGAGUCAACUGUCACUCCAUGAUGAAACUAUUGACUUUUGGUAGAACAUCCAGUUUUAACAUUGAGGUUUGUGUCCUCGUACACCUUCUGGGCCUUGAACAUAUCUCGUUCAUGACGUCGCACGUAAUCAACAAACAUGCAAACUCGGAC
Molecule: messenger RNA, 1676 nt
Organism: Guyanagaster necrorhizus
Lineage: Eukaryota; Fungi; Basidiomycota; Agaricomycetes; Agaricales; Physalacriaceae
Exons: 3
Coding region: 450-1286 (278 amino acids)
Biological process (GO): regulation of DNA-templated transcription
Molecular function (GO): zinc ion binding; sequence-specific DNA binding
Source: RefSeq, a predicted model, not a curated record